AUUUUAAAAUCAAUUAAUUGACUCCUCAAGCUUUAAAAAAAAUCAAUUAAGGAUUUUAACUGAUAAGUAAUCAGUCUUCCGGUUGAUUGCAUAUGUGUCUAUCCACGUGGAUUUUUUAAUGUUUUCUAUUUCUUUUAUAAUAACUCCAUUUUAUGUCUAUCUUCCUCACUCACGGACGGUGCCCUGUUCUCGCCAAACUGCUCUCUUCUUCCAAUUCUUCCUCCAAGGCCCGCCGGAGUUGACAGAGAACUAUGCGAGAUUAAAAAAAGGGGUGGUGAAUCUCGGCACUAUGCCACCAUGCCAAUAUCUGUUGCACUACAUAUGUAUUUUAAUGGAUUUUCACUCUGAUGGAUUUUGAAAAGACGGUUAUUUUGUCUUAUUUUAACUUCCUCCUCUUUUUCUUGCCCUAGCAAUCAAAUAAAUCCACAAUAUUUUAUAAGAUUAUAUAUAAAUAUCAUCUCAAUUUGGUCAUGGGUUUUUGCAAUCAAAGAUGUUGUAUUUCGUAUAUAUAGGGGCCCCUAUAUAUAUACAUACAUAUAUAUAUAUAGGAAUAUUCCUGUCUGGAAUUUCCGGACAGGAGGGCCGUCCGGCCUCCUCCAUUUGGGAGCCUUGCCGGUGAUAUUUUUUUCUCAAAUUGUUUUUGUAGGUUCCUCAUCACGUCUAGUUCAUCCAUACCAAAUUUAAGCCAAAAAUUCAAUAGGGAAGGUCGUCAAAUUAUUUUUUCAAGUUAACUGGUCCGGAAAAUACAUAUUCCGGACCAGUUAACUUGCAAAAAUCAUUUGACGACCUUCCCGAUUGAAUUUUUAGCUGAAAUUUGGUAUGGAUGAACUAGACUUGAUGAGGAACCUACACAAAAAAUUUGAGCAAACAAUAUCACCGGAAAGGCCCCCAAAUAGAGGAGGCCGGACGGCGCUUUGGUCAGGAAUUUCCUGACCGGAAGAUUACUCUAUAUAUAUAUAAUCAUCGACCGGUUAGAUUUGGGGGAGAUGGCGAUGGUGGUCCCAACGAAACGACUGUUGCUCUAAUUGAAGGAGAUGGCUGCUCCUCUAAUUGAGGGAGAUGGCCGCUACUGGAAGAUGGCGAAGGCGUGGCCGGUCACAGAGAUCGAGCUGCUACUCUACUUAGGGGAGAUGACCGCCGAUUUAAUUAAGGGAGCCGACGAUGGGGAUGACAUAUCUGGCAGCUGAGACCUAUCUUAUAAGGAUUUGUAUUUAAAGAAACAUAAAAAUUGACAUGUAGGAUAGCCACAUAAACAGGUGACUGGAAAAACUUAUUGAUUGAUUUUAAAGUAGGAGGACAUAAUUGACUUUUUGAAUUUGAAUAUAAUACAAGGAGUUAUUUGACAGUUUUCCCUAAGAAACAAAGAAAGAAAAGGAAGGAAGGAAGGAAGGAAGGAAGGAAGGAAGGAAGGAAGGAAGGAAGGAAGGAAGGAAGGAAGGAAGGAAGGAAGGAAGGAAGGAAGGAAGGAAGGAAGGAAGGAAGGAAGGAAGGAAGGAAGGAAGGAAGGAAGGAAGGAAGGAAGGAAGGAAGGAAGGAAGAAAGAAAGAAAGAAAGAAAGAAAGAAAGAAAGAAAGAAAGAAAAUAAAAAAAUAAGUCAUAUCAAAUGCUACCACCGGCUACCAUCGAAGUUUCCCUAAGAAUAAGGAGAUUGGUGUCAAUUUUAAAAAUUUAUAUGUAUUCAUGAAUUUAAUUGGGUGCUGAUAUUUGAGUUGAUAGUAUUAAUUGACUUUUUCAUAAUAAUAAUAAUAUUAAUAAUAAUAAUAUUUAUUUAACAUUUUUUUACGCUGGAUAUAAAUUAGUGAUCACUUUUGGAAACGGAGCGAGAGCGUAACUCUCUUAACCUUCGUUCUUCCUAGGGCGUUCCGCUGCUAGGGCUGUUUUUGAUUUCCGCCGCUAGGGCUGGUUUUGAGUUCCGAUCUCGGCUUCGGCUGGGAUCGAGUUUUGGGCAGGGCUUUUAGUUUAAUCAAGAGGUCAUCUCUUGGGUUGGCUUGUGGGGAUCAAAAGGUCGGCGAAGAACAGGAACCAAAAUGGUCUCGGCUGGGACUCAGGCGAAUGGACGGAUCAAGAUUGAAGACCAAAGAUCGUUCAUGGUGGAGAUCAAAAAGUCAUGGACGAAGUGUGGGGCUAAGGGCUGGAUCAGAUCUGGAUCGGAGGCAAGGAGCGGAAGAUGAUUCAGUAUUGUUGGACUGUCCCCCUCCUGAGCCGCCGCCAUGGAGUGUAGGAGAGUCUAGGGUUUGGAGGCAGUAUUUUAAUUUUAUUAUUUGCUUGCUUUUUAAUUUCCAUGGUCAGACUGUUCUGUUUUACUUUUAUUGUUUCCUUUGCUGUAAGACUCUUGCAUUAAGGUGGGGGGAGAAAGAAUCUGCGGUAACCGUCAUUAGCUCUAAAUUGCCCAAUUUUGGUCUAGCGAGUUAUACUGCUUUUUUACAGGUGGUUAGCUCUCAGUCUCGGCCACGACCGGAUGGUUAUUUGUGGUUUUUUUCUAGUUCUAUACCCUUGCUGAAUGCUAUUUUUAUGAAUUAAGUCUUCUUCGAG
Cuscuta epithymum is the source of this 2532-nucleotide messenger RNA. Lineage: Eukaryota; Viridiplantae; Streptophyta; Magnoliopsida; Solanales; Convolvulaceae. The record is from the annotation of a GenBank genome assembly.